UGGCAGCAGUGUCACGUUUACUGGAGAAGAAGUUCCAGACUGUUCCUGUGCCGGAACGUGGCUCUCUUCCUGAAACGCAUACAGUGUCUUUGAGACUAUUGCAAGGUUAUGGCUGAUACUGGCCAAGGUGUCUACGACGUGGCUGGACGCGCGCAUCAUGUGCAUAUCGUGGAUUGGACGAGCGUAGGAUGAGAUGAUACGCUACGCGGGGCAUAUGCGGUGUGCUAUCAUCCACGCACAUGAACGGUAUAACGAUGUUGUGCAGCUGUACGAUGCCCUGAAACAUUCAUUACCUAAGCAUCAACGCCAUUUCAUCCCUCCCUCCAAAAAGUCACCCUUCUCGCACGACCAGCUUUACUCGAUCGGCGCCAGAGGCAACUGCAGUAUUGGCUCGGCGCGGUCCUCCUGCACCCCGAGAUUGGUGCAUGUCGGACUGUAAGGUAGUGGGGUAUGGAUCAGGCAAGGAUUAGGCGUCUGAUCAUGCGUGAUGUUUGGUUCAUGGUCAGUGCAUGAGGUGAGUUGCCACGUUACGAAUCAUAUUUUUUCUUUAUUGCACUUUAUUCCAGAUACUACCCUAUAUACCACUU
Messenger RNA from Suillus paluster, 587 nucleotides. RefSeq lists its product as uncharacterized. The transcript has 4 exons. The record is from RefSeq and is a predicted model, not a curated record. NCBI's taxonomy places the organism in Eukaryota, Fungi, Basidiomycota, Agaricomycetes, Boletales, Suillaceae. The coding region runs from base 194 to 439 and encodes 81 amino acids.